Penicillium psychrosexuale is the source of this 702-nucleotide messenger RNA. RefSeq names its product F-box protein. The coding region runs from base 1 to 702 and encodes 233 amino acids. The record is from RefSeq and is a predicted model, not a curated record. Gene Ontology annotation, molecular function: protein binding. Lineage: Eukaryota; Fungi; Ascomycota; Eurotiomycetes; Eurotiales; Aspergillaceae. The transcript has a single exon.
AUGGCAACGAACCUCCCCCCAGAACUGUUGAUUCAGAUCGCAAAGCUUCUGAAAGAUGAUGACGCCUCCCUGGCCCCAUGUACUUCUGUAUGCCGAUCUUGGCAGAUGGCUUUUGAGCCCCUCCUGUACUCCGAGCUGCUUGUUUACAGCGACGAAGACCACAAAGAAGAGGAACCAUUAGGAAUGUCUCUCACAAAGUUUCAGAAACUCACAUCCGGCUCUCAUGCCAUAAGGCGAUCCUGGAUCCGAAAGUUGCAGUAUGAUAUCUUCGUCCCAUUCAAGAUUUCUGACUGGAUCACACAAAACUGGAACACACGCAAAAAGAAAGACGAAGAAGACUACAGUACCUCAAAUCCUACCAAGGAGCCGAACGUUCUAGCUUUCCAAACGGCGAUGGCUAGCCUUUUCCAAACGCUUUCCUCAUGGGGCCAGACUGGCUGCCUCACCUUACAACUAAGACUUGAGGGAUAUCGCCUAGGUGAAUACUAUGAAGAGUGUGCAGGGAUUUAUGCUUACAGCUACACAGAUGGAUCCCAAAAGGAGGUUCCCCCAUACUUGGUGCGAUUUGCUGAUGUGGGAAGUUUAUCGCAUGUUCCCUGCAUUGAUAAACUUUUUCUCUCAACGACGAUGGUCAGAAUCAUCAAAUCUGGACCAAAGCAGCGAAAACAAUCAUCGAACACUGUCCAAAUGUCACAAACGUAA